Molecule: messenger RNA, 3944 nt
Organism: Caenorhabditis angaria
Lineage: Eukaryota; Metazoa; Nematoda; Chromadorea; Rhabditida; Rhabditidae
Source: the annotation of a GenBank genome assembly
AUGCUGGGAUUACUGUAAGUUUUAGCGCGAAAAUUUCGAAAUUCAAAUUUUUUUUUUUAGUUUUUUGCUCGCCACAACAACAACAACUUCAUUUGCACAAUUAUCGGUUUGUGAAAUCUUUUUGUUUUUUUUUUGAAAUUUAAUUGCUAUACGAAAAGCAUAAAGACUACUGUAGAUUUUGGCGCUAAAAUUUGAUCUACAGGGUAUACUGUAGUCAAAUUUUCGUUCCAAAAUCCUACAGUAAGCCUAGGCUUAGGCCUACAGUGCGUUUCACAAGUAUAGGUCCACCCCUGAAAUGUCUCAAAAUGAUCGUAACAAUAAUUUUCAAGUUGUAGCCCUUUAUUUUUCGAAAAAAGUACGUAAAAUUAGGCAUGUUUACCAAAUUGUAUCCUACUUGGACAUGUUUUUGAUUUUAUAUUCGAGAAAAACUGAAAAUUGGCUAUUUUCUGUGUUUCAAAAGUAUAGGUCCACCUAUAUCAACUAUGAAAUGAUGAUUUCUAACCUGGUUUUUUGUUGUUUAUUUUUUAGUUAGGAUUGCCCCAAGCCUGAUUAAAUCAUAUUCAACAAAUACAGUUUUCCAUUUCUGGGUUUCUGGAGCCAUUCCUGGUGAUCAGACCCACUUUGCUCUGUUUAUCAGACAACAUGGUUCAGUAUCCUUUCAUUUUCUAUUGAGAUCAUGUCAGAAGUAACUAAAAACCUCUUUAAUGUUGUAUUACUUAGUUUUCCAUUCAAUAAAACUCAAUUCAUCAAAAAUGGAGAUCAUUUCAGACCGAAAACUGUCAGUUAUUGUUUCAAAAUUCUGAAAAUUUCAAGAUUUUUCAGUGAAUACACCCAAGUUGUGUCACAAAACUUCAUAUAUUAUUUGUUAACACGGUUUCUAUGAUCGAUUAAAUUGGUUCCAUAAUUUUGAAAUAAACAAAUCUUGACUUCCUAUCGUGAUUGUGCGAAAAACAGGACUUGUAGCAUUUCGAAAUUUUUAUGAACAACUGAAUUUUCAUAUUAUUAUUCUUGAAACGAUUUUUGAUGAAAAGCAUACCUCAGAUCAGCUCAGAAACAUUGUUUACAACUAUUGAAGUUCAAAAAAACAAAUUUAAAAAACAUUUUUCAUGUUUCAGUACAUUAAAAUAUUUUUUGAGUUUUUCUGAAAUUUCGGAACUUUGUUCCAUUAGCUUGAUAGCAUCACAGAAAGUGUUUUUUGAGUUCUAUGAAAUUCUCGGUGAUAUUUUGAAUCAUGUGGAGACAUAGCAGUCAUAUCCAGUCACAAAAACGGAAUAAAAAUGGAUGAACUUGGGUGUAUUCACUGAAAAAUCUUGAAAUUUUCAGAAUUUUGAAACAAUAACUGACAGUUUUCGGUCUGAAAUGAUCUCCAUUUUUGAUGAAUUGAGUUUUAUUGAAUGGAAAACUAAGUAAUACAACAUUAAAGAGGUUUUUAGUUACUUCUGACAUGAUCUCAAUAGAAAAUGAAAGGAUACUGAACCAUGUUGUCUGAUAAACAGAGCAAAGUGGGUCUGAUCACCAGGAAUGGCUCCAGAAACCCAGAAAUGGAAAACUGCAUUUGUUGAAUAUGGUUUAAUUAGGCUUGUGGCAAUCCUAACUAAAAAAUAAACAACAAAAAACCAGGUUAGAAAUCAUCAUUUCAUAGUUGAUAUAGGUGGACCUAUACUUUUGAAACACAGAAAAUAGCCAAUUUUCAAUUUUUCUCGAAUAUAAAAUCAAAAACAUGUCCAAGUAGGAUACAAUUUGGUAAACAUGCCUAAUUUUACGUACUUUUUUCGAAAAAUAAAGGGCUACAACUUGAAAAUUAUUUUUACGAUCAUUUUGAGACAUUUCAGGGGUGGACCUAUACUUGUGAAACGCACUGUAGGCCUACUUAGGCUCAAAAAACGUGGAUUUUUUGCAGGCCUGCGCAGCUCCACCCUGCCCCGAGCCACAACCGCUUCUAGCGCCAUGCGCAACACCACCAUGUAUUGUGGUGGAGGCUGCGCCUCCACCAAUGGUAUAUGAGCCAGUGCCAGCUCCGGCUCCGGCUCCAGUUUACGAGGCUCCGAUAGCUUGCGCAGCUCCACCAUGCCCAGCCUAUGCUCCACCGGCUCCAAUUCCAGCAGCCCCUCUUCCAUCUCCUCCAGCUUACGGUAAGCACUCGCUCCGCUCGAGGCCGCUUACGCGGAAGAUUCCGGGGCGCUGACGCGCAAGAUUGCGGAAAGCCAACGAUAUACUUUCAGCUUGCGCGGCUCCACCUUGCCCAACCUACGCUCCACCUCCACCAGCUCCAAUCCAACAAAUUCCAGUAUACGGUGAGUUCCGAUGGUUAGAGACGCAGAGGGGCUAGACAGCUAGAGGAUGGUUAGAGACGCAGGGGGAAAUACACUCGCUCCGCUCGAGCCGCUGCGCGGAAGAUACCUGCCGCUUCGCGGAAGCUUCCGGAAAACUCAUAUUUUCAGCCUGUGAAGUUCCGCCAUGCCCAGCUUAUGCUCCAGCUCCACCAGCUCCAAUUCCACAGCCAGUUCAACAAAUCCCAGUAUACGGUAAGAGUGUAGAGAAGCUAGACAGCUAGAGGAGGUUAGAGACGCAGAGGGAUAUAUAUGCCGCUGCGCGGAAGAUUCCGGACCGCUUUGCGGAAGCUUGCGGCAGACAGCUAGAGAGCAUAGGGAUGUUAGAGACGCAGAGGGCCUAGACAGCUAGAGAGUCGAGCGGAGCAAUUGUAUGUCCCUCUGCGUCUCUAACAUCUCUAUGCUCUCUAGCUGUCUAACCUGCUUGCGACAGACACCUAGAGAUCAAUGCUAUGUUAGAGACGCAGAGAUGCUAUACAGCUAGAAGCAAUACCCAGAUGGUUAGAGACGCAGAGGGAAAUACACUCGCUUCGCUCGAGCCGCUUGCGCGGAAGUUUGCAGCAGACAACUAGAGAUUAGAUGUUAGAGACGCAGAGGCUAGACAGCUAGAGAAAAUGAAGAUGGUUAGAGACGCAGAGGAACCUAUUUUCAGCCUGCGCAGCUCCACCGUGUCCAGCAUAUGCUCCAGCUCCACUUCCAGCCCCAAGAAUUCCAGUAUACGGUAAGUUCCGCGUACGCGGAAGCUUGCGGAAAAAAAUUCAAAAACAAAAAUUUUCCAGCUUGCGCAGCUCCACCAUGCCCAGCCUACGCUCAACCGGCUCCAACUCCAGUCUACUGUAGGUUUCCGCGCGCGCGGAAGCUUGCGGAAAAAUCCACAUAUUUUUACAGCUCCUCAACCAAUCUACACGGCGCCAGUCGCUGCUCCAACCUACCAACCAUACGCCUGCGCAGCUCCGCCAUGCCCUUCCGCAACCUACCAGCCUUACGGACCUUCCGCGCCGCAACCUUCCGCCUCUCCGUUUUACGCGCCCUAUCCGACACUCCAACGCUUCCGCACCGCCUAUUAUGGUUUUGGAGCGAAUAAGAAAGUGGGAGGCGCGAAAAAUUGAAAAUUCAAAUUUUUUCUCGAUUGUCUGUAUAUUUUUUGAUAAUAAAAUAUUUUAUCGGCCUGAAAUAGCCUGGUUUAUGGGCCUAGAAAGCCUAGAUUUUAGGCCUGAAAAAGCCUAGAUUAUAGGCUUGAAAAUGAGCCUAAACAAGCCUGAAAAAUUAAAAUGUCAUUCUCCACGUGAAAAUUUCGCAAAAUUCUUCAUUUCUUAUGAAAAAUGACACAAAAUGAUGAGGUUUGUUGAUUCUAGGCUUAAAAUUAGGCUUUCCAGGCCGAUUUCAGGCCUAAAUCCGGGCUUUAGGCCUCUUCUAGGCCUAAAUUUGCAGAACGGCAUCUAUUACACCAUCGAAUUCUUCCUAGUCUUAUCCAUAAUUUUUCUGGCCUGGUCGGUUCCCACCGCAUUUUAUUGGUAUACGAUUUUGCGAGCCUCGAAUCCAUCGGCAACUUCGGAAGAUCACGAAGAUCAGCAGCCGGUGCAGACGAUUACUGUGAUGAGAAAACGAGAAUGA